AUGGUGAAAUGGUGUGUUUCUAUUGAAAAGACUUCUCCUCCAUCUGUUGAUGAUAUUGAAUCUGAUCAGAUAGAAGAAGAAGCUGUUGAUUCAUCGGUAGAAAUAGUCAGCUCUGCAGUAAAUGAUUUAUCACUUAGUGAAUCGGAUCCAUUACUGUAUGGUACACCUAAUAAGAGAGGUCAAAUAUCUCUUAAUCACCUUUUGAACUUUACCUUUCCACCAAGACAAUCUUUUAACCAUACACCUCGAAGACAGAGAGUAACCAAUUAUCAACCUUACAAUAAAGAACGUUUUGUAAAUGCCAACUUCCGAUUUAUUAUUAAACCAACUGGAGAUUAUACUGUUUAUCUAGUUGAUCCUGUACAAGUGAUUAUUACUACUCAUAGUACACCCAGUUGUCCAAUAUGUUUACAACAACCAACUGCUCCUCGCGUAACUAAAUGUGAUCUUAAAAGUGUAAGGUUUUGGACUGUUAGGACUAUUAGUAAAGUAGGUUAUGCUGGAUUAAUCGAGGGGGAAGAAACAAUCAAUAUGCGAUUAAUCCAAAGACAGAUGAAUUCUACUAUUGCACUCCCACGAUCAAGAAAUUGGCUAUUUAAAAAUUAUGAUUCAUCAAAUCAUAAUACUAUUAUCAAUACCAAUAUUUCUGCACCAUGGCAUUUCACUCCAAAUGCGCUGGUAUUUUCUAAGUUGAUGCUUGCUUCUUUUGAUUAUAUGCAAGAAGAGUUUAAUCGAGAUUUAAAAGAACUCGAUGUAACAUUAAACGAGGCCAAAAUUUUAAGUUAUCAUGAUGAAAUUCCAUUUCUUGAGAUUGCUAUUGUUAAUACCCAGGAUCAAUUAGCAUUGCUUCAAGAAUCAUAUUCGACGGUUCAUCUUUUGGAGGUAGAGCAACAAGCCAUUGAGAUGUUUAAUAAAUCAAAGCUUUUAGAUCUCAUUACCACCGCCACUACGGUUCCUGAAACUGACCAAAAAUCCUCGCCAAUAGUAAAUUCUCAGGAUUUUCAAAAUAGUGAAAAUGAAGUUAAUAUAUCAACUUCAUCACCCUCAUCCUCAUCCUGGUUGCCUAAUACAUUUAAAGAUACACCACAAACACAACCACCACCUUCAACGCCUACUUCAACAAAAUUAGAUUAUAAGCUGAAGUCAAAAUCCACUACUAAUUCUCAACAACCUAUAAUUUCUAGUGAUAGUGCGUACUAUUUUUAUCAGUCGGAAGAUGGUCAAAAUGUUUAUUUACAUCCAUUGGAUAUUCGUAUUUUGAAAUAUGAGUUUGGAACAUAUGAACAAUUUCCAAACGAGAUUUCAUUUCGCGUUAUAAGUGUUGAUGAAUCAACAAUGACUGAAGUUGAUUUGAAAGGUGUUGUCUCUGAUUCAACGUUGAAAAUUUUUUCAAAUGAACUUCAACAACGUCUUAAUCGUCGCAAAGAAAAGGCUAGAAAAGAAAAAAGGUUACAAGAUCAAGCAGCCAACAAAGAAUCUAAACAAGAAAUUAUAGAUUCAGAUCCAUUUUUUCAACAACCUUCAUAUUCUUAUGUUUGGGGAACUCCUGCAAUUACAUUUGCUGGAAUAGCUGGUGGAAGACAUUCAUCGGCUGAAGAAGAAAACCAUGAAGUUGAAGAAAAUAAUUGGGAUUUUCAUGAAGAAGAACGUUAG
Molecule: messenger RNA, 1653 nt
Organism: Entrophospora sp. SA101
Lineage: Eukaryota; Fungi; Glomeromycota; Glomeromycetes; Entrophosporales; Entrophosporaceae
Source: the annotation of a GenBank genome assembly